Molecule: messenger RNA, 1520 nt
Organism: Mugil cephalus (flathead mullet)
Lineage: Eukaryota; Metazoa; Chordata; Actinopteri; Mugiliformes; Mugilidae
Exons: 4
Coding region: 2-673 (223 amino acids)
Biological process (GO): adaptive immune response
Cellular component (GO): membrane
Molecular function (GO): signaling receptor activity
Source: RefSeq, a predicted model, not a curated record
UAUGUGGAUUGUGUGUGUGAAACAACGGCAGAAGAUGCAGUUACGCACCCACAGCUGCAAGAUGAUGCUCCUUCUGUCCUUAAUGUUGCUCUGUGUUUCCACUAAUUCAGACAACACCAUGAUGUUCAUACAGUCUGGGGAGGACAUCACUGUGAAGUGUUCCUGUGGUACUUCUGAGAAUAUUGUCGGGAUGUAUCUGCUCCACAAAACUGGAAACAAUGUUAAAGAGAAGGAGGUGGUAUUUCUUCGAACUAAUUCAGUUAGCAUACGAAGCAAGUACCAGAACAGAACUCGUAUAAAUGGCUCCCUCACGGACUCAACCAUAACCAUCACAAAUCUGACCGUGGAUGACUCUGGUGUCUUCAGAUGCAACUACAAAGAUCAACGCAUCCAUGAUGUUGGUGCAUGUGGAAUGACCUACACAGUUUUUGUGAAAGGGCUGAAGCUCAUCAUGGCACAUUGCAGACGUGAAACUCCUCCAGUUCAGACUUUGACAUUCUCGGUCACCUGUGUCAUCUGCGUGCUCGCUAUUGUCAUUGCCAUCUUACUGAUUUUACUGAUCCUAAUCAUGUACCGGAGGGUGAAACCAUCCAGCGGAAUGAGAAGACAGCAAGUCAAUAAUAAUGACUAUGUGUAUGAGGUAAUGACCAAGAAAUCCGAUGCUCCCCUGUAGAACCGGAGCAGUUGUCACGAAGUCUGUAUGAUUUUGCAAAGCAAUCCAAUGUUAUUUGAAAGUGAUUGCUGAAUCAGUAUUUGAUAUUUCAGUGCUCAUAAAAAAAUGUAACAAACAUUACUGCCACACAGAUAAGAGAGGUUUUGAAUAUCACUGGGAAUGACGGUAAUUCCCUAGGAUUGAAGAGGCUCAUACUAUAUUAUAAUUACAAAUAAAAUGCCUGCCUAACACCUUGAUGUAACAUAAACAGAAGAGAGCAAACAGAGUCAAAUUAACACGUUAACUGUCUAAACAAAACUGAGCGGCUUGGAAUAAAAGUACAAGUCUGCAGUUUGAGCACCAUGGUUAAAGUUAAAAUAAUCUUGAGCAGUGAUGUUAUUGAUUUCAAACUAGGCGUGGAACACAACCUAACCUAGAAAUAUUUAGCUGUUCGUGAACAGUGUGGGAGUGUGUGGGAGGAGAUGUUAAACCUCUGCAAAAACCACACGGCUUGUGUAUCAGUUGGUUUCAGUUCAUGUUUAGAUCUGUCACGUAAAUGUCCAUAUGUGUAUAUACAUAUAAUCCAGGCAUUCAUAAUCAAGAUACAAACAUAUCUGUAAAUGGUAAAUUUGAAGAGGAUUCUGGUGGAUGGUGCAGGUACUUAUGGUAAAGGUUUAAGUCAUUCAGUUUGUUUUAGUUUUCAGCUACUGUCCCUACUCUUGCUUAUGAUACAGUUUUCUUUCAAUUGUUUUUCCAUACUGAAGCUACUGAUAAUGCCUGCUGUGUGCGAUUUAUGCCAUAAGUGACAGCAAUUGUAAUAAUGUUCAAGCCUCCUAAUAUUGAAUAUUGCAUAAAAGAAAGAAAGCUA